UAUAUUUCAGUAAAAAAUAUUCGAAUUUCAUUAUUUAAGAUUGCAAGAUGCAACAAGGACAUCUGGUAACUAAGACUUGUAAUAUAAGAGCACGUGGAUAUUAUUAUAUCUAAUGAUUCUAAUAGCAGAGUAGAAGUAGUAAUAAUGAAUGAUAACAUAAUUUCGUUCAUUAGUCUUAAUAAAGACAGUUCAUAGUAAUUACUUUGAUAUAUGACUUGUUAUGUAUCAUGUUUCUACAAAUAGUACAAAAUAAUCUUGAAUCUAUUCCUAUAAGUGUUUACAUUAUGAAUUUAAGUUAAACAUAUCUACAUCUUUCUCCAAAUAUCAUGAACACCCACGCAUGCCAAGUGGGCAAUGGACAGAAGUGGGUCAAGUGUAAGAGGUUAAAUGGUGGAUACAAUUUGAAAGAUGCCGAUGAGGUUAAGGAAUACCUGAAAAAUCUUCAUAUCGAGUAUCAGUUCGGUUGUCUGAACGAAAAGAGACCUGAUGUUUGUCAUCUACUGGGAGAUUAUAACGACGCUAUUAAACAAGAUUAUAACGAAGCCGCGAAGAUAUAUAAGGAUAAUUGUGACACAAGGAAUUACAAUAAAAGCUGUACCAAGUACGGUGAAUAUUCUUUUGCGGGUAGAGGAUGCGAGAAAAAUAUUCAGGAGGCAUUCAAAUACAUGAGAAAGGGUUGUGAACUUAAUGAUCCAAAGGGUUGCCUAGAUGCAGGUGCUUUUGCAGUGUCUGAUGAAAAGCUAGAGAAAUCAAGGGAUACUCAAGUUUCACUUGGAAUACAAAUGUUGAGAAAAGCUUGCGAUGCUAAUGAGGAAAGGGCUUGUUUUUAUUUAUCCGGUAUUUUCUUGAAAGGAAUAGAAGGAUUUGUUGAAAAAAAUAUGAGGGAGGCAUAUGUGUUUUCCUUGAAGUGUUGCGAGGCAGGAAAUCCUUAUGCUUGUGCUAAUGUAUCGAUGAUGCAUAAAAACGGUGAUGGUGUGCAGAAAAAUGAGGAGAUGGCAAAAGCAUUUAAGACUAGAUCCACUGAAUUGUUAAAAGAUAUUAGAGAAGCUAAGAGACAGUUGAAAUUUCAGCAAGGUAUUAAUCCUUAACUGAAUCUUCGAUAUUAAACAUUGCAUUGUAUAGUAGAUGUAUUGAAAUAUUCAUGUUGUAAUUAAUACACGAAUAUGUAUUGUUAUUUAUUUGUAAUUAAAACAGUAUAAAAUUUCGGCACAUUUGUAUGUUGUUGAAAGAGAAUAUUAUCUUAUUGUAAGGUAAUUAAAAUAGUAAGUUGAAAA
Molecule: messenger RNA, 1274 nt
Organism: Osmia bicornis bicornis
Lineage: Eukaryota; Metazoa; Arthropoda; Insecta; Hymenoptera; Megachilidae
Gene: Coa7
Product: cytochrome c oxidase assembly factor 7 homolog
Exons: 4
Coding region: 327-1088 (253 amino acids)
Cellular component (GO): mitochondrial intermembrane space
Molecular function (GO): protein binding
Source: RefSeq, a predicted model, not a curated record